This is a messenger RNA of Ochotona curzoniae (black-lipped pika), 427 nucleotides long. It is a transcript of the gene DEFB126, whose product is annotated as defensin beta 126. The record is from RefSeq and is a predicted model, not a curated record. The coding region runs from base 32 to 427 and encodes 131 amino acids. The transcript is spliced from 2 exons. NCBI's taxonomy places the organism in Eukaryota, Metazoa, Chordata, Mammalia, Lagomorpha, Ochotonidae.
GGAGAGCCAACUGGCCAACGUCUGAGGAGCCAUGAAGUCGCUGGUGUUGAGCCUUGCAGUCUUGAUGUUCCUGGUCCAGUUGACCUCAGGUAACUGGUAUGUGAAGAAGUGUGCCAACAAGUCAGGACGCUGCAGGUCCGUGUGCCGAGCCACAGAGAAGAACCAGCCUUCAUUCCAGACGUGCAAAGGCAGAAAACGAUGCUGUGUUAGGAUAGAUGCUGACGCUCCUCUGACCUGUGACGAAACCAAGAAACCCUCAGAGGACACUUCAGAAUCUCAUGGGGAUGCAGACUCUUUUGAAGAGGAAGACAGUCAUGUUCCCGAGGGCACAGUCCCGGCUGAUGGGGAGACAACCACAAGUACUGGGGCAGCAUCUUCCUCUGCCGCCACCACAGCCACCGUAGCCACUACCACCACUGGCGGUUAG